Messenger RNA from Papaver somniferum (opium poppy), 2271 nucleotides. RefSeq lists its product as uncharacterized. The transcript is spliced from 3 exons. The coding region runs from base 1 to 2271 and encodes 756 amino acids. The record is from RefSeq and is a predicted model, not a curated record. Gene Ontology annotation, molecular function: zinc ion binding; nucleic acid binding. NCBI's taxonomy places the organism in Eukaryota, Viridiplantae, Streptophyta, Magnoliopsida, Ranunculales, Papaveraceae.
AUGGUUCGUGGUAGAGGUCAGGGUGGUCCUCGCGAAGCUACGGUUGAGGAGGUGAUGGAGAGAACGAGAUACGAUGAACUAUCACGCACGGUUGAGCAGCUCGCCGGUCAGGUAGCAACCUUGUUACAACGACAUGAGCGCCGUCAUCCGUCUACAGAUGAAUCCAAUUCAGAUGGAACCGAUGACGAUAAUGAUACUGAAAACCCUUUCGCUGGGCGUGAGCGUGAAUCUAGGAGUUGGGAAUCAUCCUUCCGCAUCGAGAUUCCUGAGUUUCAUGGCAGCGGAUUGUCACCGGAAGAUUGUAUCGACUGGUUUUCUACUGUGGAGGAAGUUCUGGAAUUUAAGAGGGUGUCGGAUGUUCGAGUGGUUCAGCUGGUGGCUACACGCUUUCGAGGUAGGGCUGCUGUUUGGUGGCGUCAACUGAAAGCGUCGCGGAUUCAACAAGGUAAAGCUCCUAUUUCUUCCUGGGCAAGGAUCGAACAGUGUAUGCGUUCAGCCUUUUUGCCAUUUAACUAUACCAGAGAACUGUAUAUUCCUUUACAAAAUCUUCGUCAGGGUUUUCGCUCCAUCGAUGAAUAUACGAAAGAGUUCUAUGAUUUGGUCACUCGUUCUGGUAUUACAGACACCGAAGAACAACUUGUCUACCGCUACAUAGGGGGUCUGCGUGAGAUUUUUCAAGACACACUUAAUAUGUUUGAUUAUUUUUCUGUGUCUGAGGUUCAUCAACGAGCUUUGCGAUUGGAAAAGCAAUUAUCUCGUAAGACGGUUCGAGCAGCUGUUGGCCGUCCUCCAGCUACUCUUUCACAGAAUGCUUCCGCACACCAGGUUGUUAGUACACCUCAGAGAUCUGUCCCUAAGUGUUAUCGUUGUGGUGAGCCUGGUCAUUUGGCAAAUGAUUGUCGCAAGGCUGGUAGACCUGGCAAAGCUCUCCUCAUCGAGUCUACUGCUGCUGAUGAUGUUUUUGCUGACGCUGAGGAGACAAUAUCUGAGUUCGAUGAAGUCUUCCUUCCAAGUGACCAAGGUGACUGUUUGAUGAUCUACCGUCGAUCGUUUCUUACACCCAAAGCUGAUGCUGAUGAGUCCUGGUUACGAAAGAACAUCUUCCAGACAAUAUGUACCAUUGAGGCAAGACGUUGUCUUGUGAAGUUUGCCAUUGGUUCUGUCUAUGAGGAUGCCGUGUGGUGUGAUGUCGUGAAUACUCGUGUUACGCUGGUACCUUCCAAUGUGACAGUGCAAGUACAUGUUUCUCCCGUGGCUUCCAAUUUUCUGUCUUGGCGUCCGUUUGAGCAUGAGAUGCUCACUGAGGAGAUGGUGUUCAUCUUGUGUGGUCUCUCUCGUGAGGCUACAUCUGUUGUGGAGGUUCCAGCAUGUAUCCAGAAGCUGUUAUCGGACUUUGAGGAUAUCUUCCCAGUUGAUCUUCCAGAGGGAUUGCCUCCUUCUCGAGCUAUUCAGCACCAGAUAGACUUGGUGCCUGGUUCAGUGCUUCCUAAUCGGCCUCAUUAUCGCAUGAGCCCAAAAGAACAUAUGGAACUACAACAUCAAGUGGGGGAGUUAUUAGCCAAGGGUCUUAUCAGGGAGAGUCUCAGCCCUUGUGCAGUUCCGUCUUUGCUCAUUCCUAUGAAAGAUGGUACAUGGCGCAUGUGUAUGGAUAGUCGUGCUAUUAAUAAGAUUACGAUAAAGUAUCGUUUUCCUAUUCCUCGGUUAGACGAUAUACUUGACCAGCUUCAUGGUGCUACGGUUUUUAGCAAUUUGGAUUUGCGUAGUGGCUACCAUCAGAUUCGUAUACGGCCUGGAGAUGAGUGGAAGACAACUUUUAAAACUAGGGAAGGACUUUAUGAAUGGUUGGUAAUGCCGUUUGGUCUCUCCAAUGCUCCUAGUACAUUUAUGCGCGUAAUGAACGAAGUAUUAAAACCACUUUUGGGUAAGUGUGUUGUCGUUUAUUUCGAUGACAUCUUGGUUUAUAGUACUAACUUGGAUUCUCAUUUGUUUCAUCUCCUUGAGGUCCUAGUAGUUUUACGCCAGCAACAUUUCUUUGCUGCUACAAAGAAGUGUGUUUUUUGUACUAAUCGUAUUCUAUUUCUUGGAUACGUCAUAUCCAAGGAGGGCAUCUCGGUGGAUGAGGCUAAGGUCGAUGCUGUACGUACUUGGCCUUGCCCCCAAACAAUCCAUGAGGCUAGGAGUUUUCACGGGUUUGCGUUUUUUUAUAGGAGAUUUAUUCCCCAUUUUAGCACUAUAGCAGCGACAAUCACGGACUGCAUGAAGAAUGGUUAA